Molecule: messenger RNA, 1057 nt
Organism: Puma concolor (puma)
Lineage: Eukaryota; Metazoa; Chordata; Mammalia; Carnivora; Felidae
Source: RefSeq, a predicted model, not a curated record
AUGCGCAAAUGCGGCGCCGGCGCGGGGCGGGGCAUGUUGUGCGCGCGCGCGCCGGCGCUCCAGUUCCGCCUCUCCGGGGUCGUGCUCCCGGAACCGCAGGCCUCGGUCGCCGAGGCGGUGUCAUCCCUGACCAUCGCCGACGCCUUCACCGCGGCGGGCGAGAGCCCCGCCCCGCCGCCCUCCGCGCUCAGUAGGAGGUUCAUCUGUUCCUUCCCCGACUGCAACGCCAAUUACAACAAGGCGUGGAAGCUAGACGCGCACCUGUGCAAGCACACGGGGGAGAGACCGUUUGUUUGUGACCGUGAAGGGUGUGGCAAAGCCUUCGUCAGGGACUACCAUCUGACCCGCCACGUCCUGAUUCACACUGGGGAAAAGCCAUUUGUUUGUACAGCUAGUGGCUGUGAUCAGAAAUUCAACACAAAAUCAAACUUGAAGAAACAUUUUGAACGCAAACAUGAAAAUCAGCAAAAACAAUAUGUAGGAGCAGGGGUUCUCAGCCUGGUGGCCGUGGGCAGGGGACAAGAUGAAGUAGACCCGUGUCCUUCCUCGGCCUCCAGUACAGAAGGCACCGCCUCCCAGACCGCCCCCCCUGCCGGAGACUUUCCGGCCGCUAACUGCACGGCGGCUCCUCCCCGACCCGGGACCCCGGCUCCCGUGCGUCUGCCAGGCCACCGAGCUUCUGCGCUGCAGAAAAGACUCGGGCUGCGACUAAGGGAGAAAAUAAGACCCCAGAGGAAACGCUGCGGACGACAGCGGACACUGUGCAAAGCACCGCAGCUGGAAGAAUCAGUCCGGCAAAGUCUCACUAGGCACGCUGUUGUGCAUGACCCUGACAAGAAGAAAAUGAACCUCAAAGUAAAACCGUCUCGUGAAAAACGGAGUUUGGCCUCUCGUCUCAGUGGAUACAUUCCUCCUAAAAAGAAACAAGGACAAAGCUCAUCUCUGCCUACAAACGGAGAGUCACUGAACUGUACUGAAGGCAGGGUGCUCUCGACGGUCGCGAUACUUACCCUCAACUGAACACCAGACUGCUUUGCCUAAAGGACCACAGACCAGC